GUAUAAGAGGAUGUUAGUUUUUUACUGACUACUUGAAGAAUUUAUCGUUAAAGUGUACCGAUACAUAAGUUUAUUCUACUUUUACUCUGUGGAAGCGAUAACACCGGAUUUAAAUAUCGGAUUUCGCCAGCAUCCGCCAAUUGUCUCCGAAUCGUCCCUGGAUUAAAUUCAAAGAUGAGCGUUACUUUGAAAAAUCAACCGAUAAAAGUUAUCGACCCAUCUGAAUUAUUACGACCAGAACCAGCCUUUGCUAAAAAACCUGUAGGACAAUUCCGCGACUAUUCCAUUGACGAAAAUGAUGCUAUCAAAGAAAGAGUCCGAAAAACCUACAAGGAAAUGCACACGCACCAAACCGUGGAGUUCGUUCAAGACAAAAUAAAAACUUGGACGAAGUUCAAUCACUUCAAAUCCACAAUCAAAAAUGCCUUGAUCCGUCUUAACGACUUGGUCGACGAAAGUGAUCCCGAUGUCGAUCUUCCCAACAUAGUCCAUGCCUUCCAAACGGCUGAAAGAAUUCGAAAAGACUAUCCUGAUUUAGAUUGGUUUCAACUAACUGGUUUGAUCCACGAUUUGGGUAAAGUUAUGGCAUUCUACGGGGAACCCCAAUGGGCCGUUGUCGGAGAUACCUUUGUGGUAGGUUGUGACUGGGGCAAGGAUAUUGUCUACCGGGACACUUCUUUCGUAGAUAAUGUGGAUGGUAAAAAUCCAAAAUAUAAUACGAAAUAUGGUAUGUACAAGCCAAACUGUGGAUUAGAAAAUUUGUUACUGUCGUGGGGCCAUGAUGAGUACUUGUAUCGAGUUUUGAUACAUAAUAAAUCAACUCUUCCUAAGCAGGCCUUGUGGAUGAUUCGAUUCCACAGUUUUUAUCCCUGGCAUACAACUAAUAAUUAUCAACAUUUAACAACAAACAAAGAUGAAGAAAUCAAAGAUUGGGUUUUGAAGUUUAAUCAAUAUGAUUUAUACACUAAGAGUACCGAAAUUCCAGACAUUGAUGGUCUGUGGCCUUAUUACGAAAAAUUGAUCGAUAAAUAUAUACCCGGAGUGCUGGAAUGGUAACAUGUUAGCCAUUAGAGAAAACACUUUUAUUAAAAAUAAUCUACAUGUAAAUACAAAAUAUUUCAAAUAAAUUUUACUUAAAAUAA
Tribolium madens (black flour beetle) is the source of this 1142-nucleotide messenger RNA. Its product is annotated as inositol oxygenase-like. The record is from RefSeq and is a predicted model, not a curated record. Bases 175 to 1056 code for a protein of 293 amino acids. Gene Ontology annotation, molecular function: iron ion binding; inositol oxygenase activity. Gene Ontology annotation, cellular component: cytoplasm. The transcript is spliced from 6 exons. Lineage: Eukaryota; Metazoa; Arthropoda; Insecta; Coleoptera; Tenebrionidae. Gene Ontology annotation, biological process: inositol catabolic process.